CGUAUCACGUGCCCACAUUGCUCGACGCCAUUUUCUCUGCUUGAUGUUUAGUGUCAACUUGCAGGUGCUCGUUACUGAAAAAAAGUAGAAACUUUUUUAAGUGAAAUUUUUCAGUGUUGAUCAAAUUAGCUAUGGCUGAUCAAAAGCCUAGAUUGUGUCACUUGGUAAAAUGGCCGGAUUUUCAGGGCUAUGGAUUUAAUUUACACGCUGAGAGGGGCAAAGCGGGGCAAUUCAUCGGAAAAGUUGACGAAGGGUCACCGGCAGAAGCUGCGGGUCUAAAGGAGGGAGACCGAAUCGUAGAAAUUAAUGGAACAAAUAUAGGAAAUGAAAAUCACCAACAGGUUGUGGGGCGGAUCAAGUCGCUUGGUGAUGAGGUGAAACUUCUAGUGGUGGAUCCCGAAACGGACAAGUAUUACAAAGAUAUUAAACAAAUAGUGAGAAGUGAUCUUCCAGAAGUUGUAGAAUUGAGUGCAGUAAGAGAUCAAGUACCGGAGAAUUCAGCAGAAACAGAAGCAAACCCCGAACCCCAGGAGGACCGGGACUCCUCCCCAGAGAGAGAGCCAUCUCCUGAACCGGAGAGGGAGCCCUCGCCAGAACCUGAACGGGAACCAACACCAGAACCACCUAGAGAACCUUCCCCAGAACCAGAGAGGGAGCCAUCGCCUGAACCAGAAACCAACAAGGAGAACGAGGAACCAGAACCAACAGUGAUUUCAGUCAACAGUGUGACCAACACAGAGCCCGACAGUAAAUAUGUUGCAAGACAUUGUCAUAUCGUCAAGUGGCCAGACUUCCAGGGAUACGGAUUCAAUCUCCAUGCAGAACGGGACAGGCCAGGUCAGUUUAUCGGAACCAUAGAUGACGGAUCCCCUGCUCAGGCGGCCGGUCUGCAGGAAGGAGACAGGAUUAUUGAGGUCAACGGUGCAAAUAUCGAGUCCGAAUCCCACAAGCAAGUGAUAGAGCGGGUGAAGGCUGGUGGAAAUGAAACCACGCUGUUGGUGGUGGAUUCAGAAGCUGAUGAUUACUUUAAGAAGAAUGAUAUUUCCAUAUCUAGUUCAUCACCCAAUGUCAGCAGACUUUCAAAUCCUCCCCGAGAAGGCUCAUCACCAGCUCCAGCCCCUACACCUGCCCCAACCAAUGGAACUGUGGAACCCCCUGCUCCCCAGCCCAUGAAGCCAGUCCAACCUGCAGCCCAACCCGCAGCCCAACCCAAACCCGUCACCAAUGGCAACGCGACCAAUUCCAACGACCCAAUGAUGGGCAUGUCUGCAAAAGAAAUGAGGGAGUUUCUAGCCAGCAAGCGGAAACAGGACCCCAAAAAGAAAAGAGAUUUGGAUUUUGCCACAAAAGUCAGCAUGCUCCAGAAAAUGUGAAGUCCUUCCAUACACAGUUAGACCAUUGCGCAAUUGGAUUUUCUGUGUACAGAGAUGUAAUUGUAUAUUAUGCAUAAAGCAUUUCAGUGUAUUUACUGUGGAUGUAUCCAUGGAUUUCCAUGUGACACACUCCGUGAUUGUGAUAUGAAGAAAUAUAUGGGAUUUUUUUUUUUUCGAUGAUUCUGAAGAACCGAUGAUCACCAGAAUAGAUAUUUGGAUGAGAUAAAAAUGCUGUUUUUAAGGAUAUAUUUUUUUUCAAUUCAUCAAAAAAAUUGUUAUAUCUGUAUGGUUCUGCUUCUUGGUUAAUUUUUACCUUUUUUUCAGUCAAUGAGCUUUGCUUUGUUGUAUACAAGUACUGUGAACGUGGAUUAGUGCAUGCCUGUCAGUCAUUAUGCAAGAUUUUUACAACUAAUCCAUUAUUAGAGGAUUAUUUAUGCAAUAUAUAUAACUGUGGCAUGAAUUCAUGCUAGCACCAGCCGAUGUUCUAAUAGAUUGGUAAAAUCACCCUCGAGCAGUUCUUGCAGUGAUUUGUGAAAACUAUCUGAUAAUAUCUGCAAAUAACCCAGUUUCCAUGUUUACAGUGGUGAAUGUCUGUUUCAAUGUGAUAUUCUUUUCACUCAUUUUAGGCCAUAUGAAAUUGUAGUGUUGUGACAAGGAUACUUGCAAAUGCUGUUAGCUUUAUUUGUAUGCAUGCAUUUAUGUUGAUUCCAAAAAAACAUCAGCAUUUUUUCAAAGUUCAAAGGCUAAGCAAAUAGUUUGCAAAUAUAUUUUUGGUUUCUCUUGAUUUGAUAGAACUGCAGUUUAGAAAAUAGAUUUAAGAAAUCUUGCCAGAUAAAAAAAUCAAAUGUGUUAAUGCUCUAAAAAGCAACUUAUAUGUCUGCAAAUCAGAAAUCAGGUGAGUAGAAUUAGAGAUGUGUAAUUGCUGUAACUGAAAAUAUUUGUAAUACAUUGGGGUCAUAUUGGUUUUUUAUAAAGAAAUUUUGUUCAUGGGUAUUACAAUAUUAAAACCAAAGUACCAAGUGCUAAAUGAUUUUUCUGUUGAAUGCUAGGAAAAACAAGAGUUGAUGAUACUGUAGAAUAAAAACUACUGUAAACCUAUAAAGACCUAAAAUAGGGUUCGCAAUUUAAUAGCAGUAGCAACAUGGAGAAAUAGUCGAUAUUGCUUUAGGAAAUUCAUGAUAAAAACAUCACAUUGAAAAAAAAAUGACAACUCUGAAAUGUUUGUUGCUAAAUAGCUUUUGUUCCUCUGUAUCCAUUCAUAUUGGUAGAGAAAGAUUUUGAAAAAGUUCUAUUUGUACUUAUAGUUAAUUUAUUUUUUUUUUGCAUUGGGUUAUGUUAAAUGUUUUUCCUGCAGCAGUUUGAUUAAAUGAUCACCAUAUUUAAUUCAUAUAACUUUAUUUUAAUGAAAUUAUAUUUACUUUUUUGUCUCAUGUUGUUAAGCAUUUUGUUUGUUGUUGAAAUGUAAAUAACUUCUUAUUACCAUAAUUAAAGAACAUAGGGGAGAAAGAGAAAAGAAAGUGCAGAAAUUUGGUUUUGUAGAAUUCAUGUACAUUCCAAACAGAAAAAGAGAAAUCAUAUCCUUAUUAUGCAUACAAGAAAAAAAUUCUUUAUAUUGAUUGUAGCCAGGAGAUAAAUGCAAUACAUUGCCUAAGAUGGACCUUUUUCAUUGCGAGAGAAAUUAACCUGUGAUUGUCGGAGUCCUAAGCAUUCCAUGUGUAUUUUUUGUACCGUACAUUGUUACGCCAUUUUGAAAUUGAAACAUUAAUAAAUACCUGUUUGAUUCUACAGAGUAUGGAGUAUUCAGAUAAUUUUUACCUGGUAUCUUCAAAAGUCAGAAAAAUGCAAAGGUUUUGAUCUAUUCAUAGAACAAUUUGAAAAUUGAUGUGCUGAAUAUGAAAUUAUAGAUAUAUACAAUUGUGUGUUUCAUUAUAUACCUUUUAACAUAUAUAUAUUUCAUAAUAUUCCUAAUGGUAAAUUUCCUGGAUACUAUAACAAGGUGUUCAUGGAACUAUAUAUGUAUAAUUCAUUUACUCCAGGACUUAUAUUUUGGUAAAAUAAAUUGUAAACAAUCCA
This is a messenger RNA of Magallana angulata, 3446 nucleotides long. RefSeq names its product Na(+)/H(+) exchange regulatory cofactor NHE-RF1-like. Gene Ontology annotation, molecular function: protein-membrane adaptor activity; protein binding. Gene Ontology annotation, biological process: protein localization to plasma membrane. NCBI's taxonomy places the organism in Eukaryota, Metazoa, Mollusca, Bivalvia, Ostreida, Ostreidae. Bases 132 to 1373 code for a protein of 413 amino acids. Gene Ontology annotation, cellular component: apical plasma membrane. The transcript is spliced from 4 exons. The record is from RefSeq and is a predicted model, not a curated record.